Puccinia triticina is the source of this 1221-nucleotide messenger RNA. RefSeq lists its product as uncharacterized. Bases 1 to 1221 code for a protein of 406 amino acids. NCBI's taxonomy places the organism in Eukaryota, Fungi, Basidiomycota, Pucciniomycetes, Pucciniales, Pucciniaceae. The record is from RefSeq and is a predicted model, not a curated record. The transcript is spliced from 2 exons. Gene Ontology annotation, molecular function: zinc ion binding.
AUGAAGCUUUUCCUCCUGAGUCUAUCUUCUGCCAUCCUGGUAGCUCUGGCCAUUCCUCCAGGGCAACUAGGACAUAAUCUAGCGGGUAGCUCCGAUUUUCAAGAGGUGAUCCCAUCCACUCGACCAUCUUCAUGGUCAGAAUUUCAGGAACUACUCGAGGGGUCGACUUGGGAGGCUGAGGAAAGCAGGCGUCGGUCUACGGGUGCAAGAGCACUUUCAUGGAUUCGACGGCAAUUACUUGGCUGCACUAAUCCCUCAAUGGCAGAUGCUCAUGAACCAUUAGCUGAGCACCAAGCUGCAACCAUCGAACAACGCGCUGCUUACAUCUGGCAAGUCACAAUCUUGGUAGAGGGGAAAGGCUGGUUUCUGGCGCUCUACCAUCAAAACGACUUACCCAUCCAAUACCGUCAGGCCGUCGCGUCAGCAGUCCCCUGCCCUGAUCUGCCAACAUUCAUUAGUGAUCGACUUAAGGUUUCUUACGAAGGAAUCAUCAGAAAAUUUCAAGACAUACCAGCAGAUUCCGCCGGUGAUGGAUGGCGAACAACUUUCAUGGAAAUAGCGAACGACUGGAGUGUGGUGCUCAUCGAUCGAACCAACUUGGUCGAUACAUACAUCGAGUCCAAAGGGUUUUUCAACCGCCAGCGCCGACAGUUGGAAGAAGCGGAACGUGCUUUCGACAGUAAUACCAUCACUUCUGGUUACAUACCUUUUAACGAACGACAUAAGUUGCAUACCGAAACUGAACACGGUACAGUCUCAUUGGAUCAAGCUUCACAAUUACUAGCCACCACAGCAGCUAGCCAGCCAGGUAAAAGGGAUCAAGUUAAUUCCUAUUAUUACGAUGACGGAGAUCUCAUUUUCAGAAGCACACUAAAGGGCAUUCAGGAUCAGAAGACUGCAGCUUGCAGUCACCAGGAUGAGCCCACCAAUCAGGACCGAGAUACUGAAAGUCCCAAUGGCAGCUCAACUGCCAAUCCACCCAAUCAUUACAAAUAUUCUCAUGUCAUAGUCGGCAAAGAAGACCAGAAUGAAUGUGUAGUUUGUGGGGAGCAAUUCAAGUAUCCUUUCAACGAAGCCAAGGAUUACUGGCGCAUCUCUGAAGUUACGAGGAUCAAGAAGUGCAGGCAUGACUUCCACCCCAAAUGCAUUCGACCGUGGAUAAUCAAACACAACAAUCGUAGCUGUCCCCUUUGUCGAGUUCGUCUAGAUGAUGAUGCCUGA